CACACGAAGAGAGAGAGAGAGAGAGAGAGAGAGUCUUGGGUUUGAGGGAUCAAUGGGUUCGUCUUCAGGGCAAAGCAGUGGCGGCUAUGAUUACGCCUUCAAGAUUUUAUUGAUCGGUGAUUCCGGCGUCGGAAAAACCAGCCUCAUCGUCAGCUUCGUCUCCGACUCCAUCGAACCUCCUCUGCCCACCGUUGGUAUGGAUUUGAAGUUCAAGCUGCUCACAGUAGGUGGCAAGAAAUUGAAGCUCACAAUUUGGGACACUGCUGGACAGGACAAGUUCAGAACAUUAACACACUCUUUUUAUCGAGGUGCCCACGGAAUUAUUCUUGUUUAUGACAUAACGGUUAGAAGCACCUUUACAGCCAUAUCAGAUUUCUGGUUUAAAGAAGUGGAAAUUUACACUACAAAUCCGAAGUGUGUCAAGAUGCUUGUUGGAAAUAAAGUUGACAGAGAUUCUGAAAGAGUUGUAAGUCAAGAGGAGGGAAUCGCACUAGCAAAGGAGCUUGGAUGCUCAUUUUUCGAAUGUAGUGUUAAAACUAGAGAAAAUGUGGUGCAAUGCUAUGAAACGCUUGCAUUAAAGAUAAUGGAGGUUCCUAGUCUUGUGGAAGAAGGAUCUCCAGAGAAGAAAAAUGGUGAAAAGCUGAAGGACGACAAAGCACCUCCCGUUGGGGGUGGUGGUGGCGGCGGCGGCAGCAGCGGCAGUUGCUGCUAAAAGCAAGAUUCACAUAUCAUGAACAUGAACAGAUCAUGCAUGUACAUUUUAAUUUCUCUUGUAAUUUCUUACUGCUCCUCUUGCUGUCAUCAAGUUGCUUAAAUACUUGUACCAUUGAAAAAUGGAAUAUUGGCUCUCAAAUAACAUAUAUUAACUUGUGGAAAUUGUUUGCUUUUGUUUU
Molecule: messenger RNA, 893 nt
Organism: Corylus avellana
Lineage: Eukaryota; Viridiplantae; Streptophyta; Magnoliopsida; Fagales; Betulaceae
Product: ras-related protein RABC2a-like
Molecular function (GO): GTP binding; GTPase activity
Source: RefSeq, a predicted model, not a curated record